UGACGUUCGUGAGAUUUUUAUUAUUAUUGGAGUGAAAUAAUUUGUCUACCUAGUUCAUGAAAAAUCAUGUUUUUAGUGAAUAAAACCGAUAGUUAACUACAAUUGGUAUACCGCAACUCUUGAAACACCACAGUAUGGAUUCCGAGGAACUAGAGGAAUCGCCAUCAGAGUUUUCUGCAAGUGAAGACGAAUGGAGUCCGCAAAAAGUUGGUGUUUCACCGACGAAAGAUAAAACUUUCAACGCAAAACACAGAAGUCAAUCAAACAGUGGAAAAAGUACGUCAAAAAAACUUCCACUAAAACCAACACGAAUCUCCAGAAGAAUAGCCACCCGUUUGGGAAAGCCGCUCUCUGAUCACGAGACAGAUUCAGAUUCUGCUGCACCAGCAGCAGAGAUUCAAUCAGAGGAAUCGUAUUCCUCCGAAGAAGAACCACCGAAGAAGCGUCCCACCAAGCGGCGUGUUAACAAGUCCUGCACCAGUCCGAAGAAACCCAUUAAGCUAACCACAUUCACUGUGGAGCAGUUGUAUAAAAAAUAUCGGCCAGAUUUGGCAGCUAGUUCCUCCAGGAAAACUUCGGCUGUUAAAAGAAAGGCUGAGAAACCUAAGCCGCAGGAAGACGAUAGCAGCGGGGACGAUUAUCUGAUGGAUCCAGAUGAACUGGAUUUGGAUUCGGAAUUUUUCAACCCAAUUGAGACUACUUGUAAAUCGGAUGUGGUUUUCGAUUGCAAUGCCGGUUUGGCUGUGGGCCAGUCUGAUGAUGAGGAUGAAAAUCAACCACUGAGCAGCGUCAAAAAGUUAGAUGAAAUUUGUUUGGAUAUAAACCGAAAACUUAUCAAGCAAAUAAGUGAAGCUGGGUGUAAUUUAAUAAAUUCGGCUGAAGCGUCAGAAGUCUCGCAGGGUCGUAAAGUCGAGCAGAAUCUAGAAGAACAAAAUGUCUCGAAUCUCUUGCUGGCAGGGGAGAGAAACAAUCUUAAAAAGGCAAUCCUAACGUCUGGUGGAAAUAACUCAGUUUCCGUAGAAAAAAAUCAAUCACAGGAUCAAGAAAAAGUAGUAGAAUUUACCAUCCGAACUAAACCGCUUGAGCCGAGUAAACCGCAAAAGAAGAAGGUAGAUUUGUUGACUGCCAUUAAACGACUGAUGAAUCGCGAGAAGCGCCAAAAUCAAAUUUAUUUACACAAGGUGUCGGUACUUUGCUGGAUAGGUCACGGAACAUUUUUGAACAAAACACUGACCAAGAGUGAUUUGCAGGAACAAAUCACAAAAAAGCUUCUGCCAUCUCCUAACUGCCGACCGAAAGGUCGCACAAAUUUACUUUAUUUCGAGCAAAUCACACGGUACUUUCGAAAAGUCAUUAAACUGAGAAACAACGAAUGGCAUUUUCGUUCUAGCAGCACUAAUUGUCCACCGUUGGCGGCAAUGCUGAAAUAUCAGAUAUUGAAGAAAACUGCAUUUUCGAAGCGGGAUUAUAUUUUACUAUUUUUGUUGAUGUUGCGCUCAUUGUGUAUUCACAGCCGGUUAGUGAUGUCUCUGGUGGUGCCAGCGAAGCAGGUGUCCCCAAAAGAUUUUUAUCGUAUGACAGCGCAAAGUUCUCACGAUUUGGAAGCAGAUCGGCGUUUGUUGAUGGAGUUUCACCGUGCACCCAAGCACAGUACCAUUUUCAAGGUGAAGGAGAAGCUUGCCACUUUAGUCAAAAAAGAUUCCGAUGAAAUACGGAGUAAAGCUAGUAAAAGAAAGCGUCUCAUGCGUUCUAUGGCUUCCAUUCCCCAGCUGGAUGGUAGUAAUGACAUCGUCGAAUCUAAAGCUUCCAAGGGUAGCGGGCUGAAAUUAAUGCAGGAAUCUUUUUUGGAUGUCGAACAAAAAGUUAAUUCUAAACUUCCCAAGCGACAGAAAAAAACGGAAGAACCAGCUUUUUCCGAAGGCUUAGAUGAGACGGUCCGGCGACGCAGGGAAAAAAUACUGGCAGCUUAUCGAGCUUCCAAGGAACAGCGGGUGUGGCAGCAGACAUCUAGUGAAGAUCAGUAUGUCGAGUCUCACAGUAACAAAGAAGGAAAACUGAAAAAAGCUCGCCGUAAUCGACCAGGUGUGGAUAUGUGGGUAGAAGUGUACUGUGAGCUUGAGGAUAAGUGGAUUUCGAUCGAUGUACUUUCCGGAAAGGUGCACCGUUUGGAAGAUGUGGUGAACGCCGCUUCGCAACCGAUCACGUAUGUGCUUGCGUGGAACAAUGACGGUACGAUCAAAGACGUUUCUCCUCGUUACAUUUCCCGCUUGGGAACCAAGAAGAGCAAGCUUCGAGUAGACGACGCAUGGCUGGAAGCGACGCUCAGCCCAUAUCGUAUUCGUCGUGCAACGCGUCGCGAUCGCAGCGAGGAUUUAAAGUUCGAUAAACUGCUCAACAAACGUCCGUUCCCAGAGCAGAUAGCCGAGUAUAAAAAUCAUCCUCGCUUUGCACUAGAACGUCAUUUGCUGCGACAUGAAGCCAUCUACCCGAGGGAUGCAGUCGUGUUGAGUCACAUCAAAGGUGAACCUAUCUAUCCGAGGGAUUGCGUGCAUGCGUUACUCUCAAGGGAAGGUUGGCUGCGGCAAGCGAAAACGGUGAAAUUGUAUGAAGAACCAUACAAAGUGGUUAAAGCCAAAGCCCGACUCGACCGAUACACAAGAAUAUCGGUUAGUGGUGGACAAACCGAACUGUUUGGAGCCUGGCAGGUUCAGGAUUAUGAACCACCGGUAGCGGAAGAUGGCAAGGUACCUAGAAGUGCCUACGGCAAUGUGGAACUAUUCAAACCUUGUAUGCUGCCGAAGGGAACUGUGCAUCUGCAGUUGCCAGGGUUGAACAAAGUCUGCAAACGGAUGCGGGUGGAUUGUGCGUCCGCUAUUACCGGGUUUGAGUUCCGAAAUGGAGCUUGCCAGGCUAUUUACGAUGGGUACGUUGUUUGUGAGGAAUUUCGCGAUCAGGUAAUUGAUGAGUGGUACCAGGACCAGGUCGAGCUGGAGCGCAAACAUGAUGAGAAGAUCAGAAAGCGAGUUUACGGCAACUGGAAGCGGCUUAUUGUUGGCUUGUUUAUAAGGAAGAAGCUUAAGGAUCGAUAUAAUUUUGAUAAUUUUUAGAUAUGUGUCUUUGAAAUAUGUUAUGUUACAGAGCAUAAAUUGUAUAAAUGUUAUUUUUAAUUAAUAAGCUAAGAGUAAUGUAAAAAUGGGCGUUCAACGAGAUUCUAUUAAAUAGAGCAAAUUUAUUAGCCACACAA
Molecule: messenger RNA, 3244 nt
Organism: Wyeomyia smithii (pitcher-plant mosquito)
Lineage: Eukaryota; Metazoa; Arthropoda; Insecta; Diptera; Culicidae
Product: DNA repair protein complementing XP-C cells homolog
Exons: 3
Coding region: 135-3107 (990 amino acids)
Biological process (GO): mismatch repair; nucleotide-excision repair
Cellular component (GO): nucleus; cytoplasm; nucleotide-excision repair factor 2 complex
Molecular function (GO): single-stranded DNA binding; damaged DNA binding
Source: RefSeq, a predicted model, not a curated record